This is a messenger RNA of Solenopsis invicta (red fire ant), 1845 nucleotides long. RefSeq lists its product as uncharacterized. The transcript is spliced from 2 exons. The record is from RefSeq and is a predicted model, not a curated record. The coding region runs from base 338 to 967 and encodes 209 amino acids. Lineage: Eukaryota; Metazoa; Arthropoda; Insecta; Hymenoptera; Formicidae.
UAAAAAAAUUCAGAAGCAUAAACGUGUCGAGACAUGUUCAAAGCUACCGAUUAAAUUAUUGGAAAGAGGGGGAACUUCCCCUUCUCCUUCUUAGAAAAUUCCAGUAACAUUAAUCACAAAAACGUCAUGUGCAACGUUGUCGGACCGUGAAAAACGUGUCGUGACAUGUUCGAGUGAUAACAAAGAAAUUACUGAAAAGAGGGGGACUUCCCCUUCUCCAUUUAAAAAAACAAAUUCAGAACUAUUAAUCGCAAAAAGUCUCACGAUUUGCAAUCAGUCUUGCAUCAGUUGCUCGUGCGAACGGUUCAGACAACGCAACGCUCUUGAAAUAAGCGCAAUGGCACUUUAUUACGUUCCGAUCGAAGCGUGCAAUAAAUCCACGUCUUCAGAUUCGCGGUAUACACCGCGCAUUCUAAGCAGAAGGUUCCCGUUAACCUUAACAUCAUACAAAUGGAUUGAUAUUGACAUCAGCGUGACAUCAGUUUCAUGCUCCGUGGAGAUAUCGCUCGGCGAUACACGCGGCAACCGGAUUAUUCUACCAUACAGAACAUGGAGAACUCUGAUCGAGAAACGUGUUGUCAUCGAGCGAUUUGUCCAGUCAACGGAGACAUCAUCAUCGAUAACGAUACACGACCUUAACGUGCAACUUGUUAAACUGAACGAACAAAGUAUUGUUAAAUUAACGUUGCACGAUGCAUGUAUUUAUCUCAAGCCUGCAACCGUGCUAUUCUUAUACAAGCUAGAGCAUUGCGUUGAACAUGUAUAUUUUACGUUGUAUCAAAGCAUCGCUAUCGUGACUGAGAAAUUUAAAUAUUUCGUAAACUUUUUGCGUCAAAACUGUGUCGUAAAUAAACGCGAAGCUAUACAUAUGUUGCACAAAUCUUACGAUAAGAGUUCGCAGAUCGAGUGCGAAUUAAUUGCUUAUGCUAUUGAUAUUAUUGUACACGAUGCAUUGCAUACUGAAUAAAAUAAAUGUAUUUAAAACAUACGCUCUAAAAUUAUUUUCUCUCAUCAUUUCCACAUUAUAAAAUAUUAUAUGGUUCUAGCUUUCCCUCUCCCAGCAUCCUCCAUCCCCACAGCGGAUACAUACCGCUGUAUUGCGCGGGUGACUCCACCUCUCAGAAAGUCCCCGCGCCAUUUUGCCUACCUAUCCGCAUCUUCUUUGUCUAAGCUUGCGUCAUGCAGCGGCAAUCGAUCCCUUGAAUCAUCGUUUCAUGAAAAUCUACCCCCACAUAUCGGGGAACGUAUAAAAGAUACUCGUCAUUCUAUAUACAUGCGAUUAAUUGUAAAUACGCAGUGCGACGGAGGAUGCUCUCGCACAGCCCUUUGUUCCUCAGUCGUAGCCGUGCUCUCGAUUAGCAAACAUUGUGAGUGAGAAAAAUGACGUGGGGCACGUGGAUGAACGUCUUCUUCAAGGAGUUCGUUCCCACGGACAGCCUCCCCGGGUAAUCCUCUUCGAGCACCACCACCUUUACAGGUGAGGACGAAGUGGAGGUCGAGGGGAGUGAGCAAAUUUAUUUCUUUGUGCGCGCGGCGGCGGACAGUUCCGCGAACGCCACGUCAGGCCCGCGCGCCGCGAAUUUUAGGUCCGCGGGUGACGUCAGGCCCGCGACGCGAAUUAUAAAUAUAUAUUAUGAGAGUUCUAACUCAGGCACCGAGGGUCCCCCCCCCCCUAAGGCUAUCUAUUUACAUAAACAAAUAUGGUUAUUACUAUCUACAUAGAUAUUAUGACGGUUAUCUCUGUUUAUGUAAACAGAUAACGGUAAGUCCCGGGGGUGACGUCAUUACCCCGCACCCACAUUUCCCCCGCGCACCUCACCCCCCCUCGGAGCACCUGGGUUAGAA